AAAAUGCAAUCUUGAGAAAUCACCUGACUAUGAGAAUGAGGAGUUAAUGAGAAUUAUUUCAAUUUUUAAAGAAAUAAAAUUGUUUACUGAAGUAAAAUAGGCUCUGCAAUAUUUAAAACUUAGUUGCCGAAGUUUCUAAAUUAUGUGGACUUCUAGUUAAUGAUAGGUAAUUUUUAGCAUAAUUAUUUCUUGUCGAACAUCACGAAUUGCAAGAGAUUUUCUGAAGUAAUUUUAAUAAUGUAAAUAUACAGUCCUAAGCAUCAUAUGUGUGGACCUUCUAGUAAACAAAAUAAAAAUUAUUUUUCUGACAUGGAUUCUCCAGAUUUAAGUGAUUGGGUUGCAGUCAAAGCUGAUAUAUUUUUGCCAGAAAGUGAUUCAGACCGUCCUAAAUUUAUAUGUGCCUGGAAUGAAGAAGCCUCGAAAGUAGCCAUUACACUUCAUGAAGGAUCUCGUAAAGCAAGUGAUCAAAAUAAGAAAAACAGAGUAUGCUUACUCGCUUUAAAAGAGUUAUACCACAUACACAAACAAUUUUGUUUAAUUAGUGCUUCGUUGACAAAUUAUUUCCCUAAGGAAAUUAGGUCGAAGAAGCCUAGCAAUAAGCAUGAUAUAAUUUCUUCAUCUGUUGAGUACUACCUCAGCAGUGCUGUUGAUGCUGUUGGUAAAAAACUAGUAAUUUCUACUAUCUUUGGUGACGAGGACCCUCUUAGUGCCUAUGAAGAGAACUGGAAUGAAUUUAAAUUAGAAAAUUUAGAGAAUUCAGUAAAUAAAACAUACAAAGAUUUAGAAGAAAUUCUGACUUUGAGACAGCGGGCAGAUUCCUUGCUCCAAAUGAAAAGUAUUUAUGCCCUUGAGGAUCAGGUGUGUCAAAAUAUAUCCGAUUGUCUUUCUGAGCUGUAUAACUUUCAUCUGCAGCCUUAUUUGGAGCUCAGAGAAAUGGCCCAUAUCCGUGUAAAGCAAGCUAAAGCUAAACUUUGUGAAGAAAUUGGACCCACCAUUAAAAAAAAAGCUGAAAAGGAGUUUGAAGAAUGGACAGAGCAAUCUUUAAUUGCUACUGAAGCAUUACAACAGUUAUAUCAAGAAUUCUAUCGUCGAACAUUAAACCUUGUUUUAGGCCAGCGUGAUCGCAUGGUUAUUGACAAAAAGAAAUAUGGCAGGGUUGCCUUUGGGCUACAUGGUAUGCCUCGUCUAAUGAAACUGGAAGUUCAAGUUUGCCAAGAAGAUUUGAAAUUACAAAAUGCCAUGAAAGCUAUUAAAGAGUAUCAAAGAGAUAAAAUCAAAAGUCAGUUGGCGUAUGUGAGUUAUGGUGUUGGAGCGGUAAAUGAAUUACAGCGAAUUGCUGAAGAGAUCACCAAUGCGCAAAUAAGUGUCUUAGACUCUCACUUAGAGGUUUUAGAAGCUGAAGAACGUCUGUACAAAAGUCAACUAGCUGUCAUCAAUAAAGAGUAUAAAGAUUCUUUAGAGAAUGGCGUAUUUUUUGAUGCUGUGGAAAAUCCAGAUGAGUUAGAAGAUGUUAAUAGUGAGACACCAAGUCCAAAUCCUAAAGUUUUCAAGUUGAAACAGAAGUUAUAUAAAAUAUAUCGGAAGCGAGCUCAAAUACGAAAUAAAAGGAAAGCUAUUUUAGCUGACUUUAAGAAGAAAAAAGCUGUAAAAGCUGCAGAAUUGGAGAAGAAUGAGAAAGCUGCAAUUCUGGCUCGCAAAAGACAAGAAGGCAAAGCAAAGGAACUACCUAAGGACAAAUUGGCUUCUGAAAGAAAAAAGACACUUCAAAGAUUAAAAGAAUACAAGAAAAAAGCUCUGCUUCUAGAGACUAAAAAUCCUGAUUCUGAAGAUGAUGUGGAAAGUUUAAUAGACUCAUCAUCCUCGUUGACUCCAAAUGUUGCCCUGAAAAAUGUUUCUCGCAAAAAAACAGUAAAAUCAGCUGCUAGUGUGAAUCCUUCCACUGAAGGAGGCAAUAGUAAUCAGAAAAAAGCCUUAGAAUCUUCUACUUCAACUCCUUCGGCUACUAACUUAGAGUCUUCUUCUUCAAAUCGUUCAGCUACAAACUUACGUCCUCCUGUACCACCUGAUAUAGCUCCUCCUUCUGUACCACCUCCUCCUCCUUCUGUACCACCUCCUCCUCCUCCACCACCACCUCCUCCUCCUCCUCCACCGCCUCUUUUAAUACCACCCCCUCCUCCACCUCCACCACUCCCUCCAAUUACUAUUACUUCAGCUCAGCUUAAGCCAAUUCCCUCUACCUCGUCGGAAAAACCUGCCAAACCACAAAGCCUUAAUUUGGCAGAUAUUUCGCAAGAUACUAUUGCUGGUCAACUAAAAAGCUUAAAAAAACUUGAACUUUCGGAUGUAAAAAAGACCACUACUCAGACUUUCAGUUUAAAUGAAAUCCUAGAUAUUCGAAGCAAAUUAAAAGCUCCACCGCCAGGUAUUUAUUUUUUUAUUUUUUCGAUUUUUAUUUCUUUAGAUCUAAACAUUCAUCAAAGGUUCUCAAAUUACAGUAUCAGUAAUUUAUCUUUGGUUCAUUUGUGGUUCAUCCUUGUACUCACUGUACAUUUUGAGGCUAUUUUCAUAUGGUAUUCUUAUAUUUUCUCUUCUAAGUAUAAUAGAAAUUUAAACAGUCAAUAUCUUAGGUGAUUGAAUAUUCGGGAUCUUUUGGUGAUUGAAUAUUCGGGAUCUUUUGGUGAUUGAAUAUCCAAUCAAUAUCUUAGGUGAUGAAUAUAUGAUAUGCAUUUCUCGUGUUCUGUAGAUAGUCUAUGGUAUUUUAAUGUAAAAUUGUGAACUUUUUUUAUUUAUGACAAUAAUAAUUAAUAUUAUGCUAUUAAAACUAUCAUGCAUUCACUGAAGGCCAUAUAUAUAUAUGUAAGUUAAAAAUAUAGAGAAAAUAUGUAAAAUAAUAAAGAUUAAUGAAAAGAG
Messenger RNA from Parasteatoda tepidariorum (common house spider), 2910 nucleotides. The record is from RefSeq and is a predicted model, not a curated record. NCBI's taxonomy places the organism in Eukaryota, Metazoa, Arthropoda, Arachnida, Araneae, Theridiidae.